Molecule: messenger RNA, 1632 nt
Organism: Soboliphyme baturini
Lineage: Eukaryota; Metazoa; Nematoda; Enoplea; Dioctophymatida; Soboliphymatidae
Source: the annotation of a GenBank genome assembly
AUGAAUGUAAAGACAGACGUGGAACGGCUCGGUUUCCACCGCGAAUUAGUGAAUCGCGUUAAACUGGAGAGUUCUAAUCGGCUGGUGGAAUGCCAGAUUGCUUAUGCUCAGUCCAUUCCUGGCGAUGCAUUCGUUGAAACAGACGGGCCUUUCGUCGUCGGCGGGACCUCAGGGUCCAGCUUGGAUAUUUGCCUUAAAGAGGCGUUCGACAAAGAGCUGCCUUCAUGGAAAGCCCACCGACAGAAUGUGUUUGUCUGCGGUAAGAAGAUGUACAACGCGUUUGUGUACACCCAUCGUUGGACGCUACUUAUUAACCUUCGUUAUCAGGCGCCCUCCAACGACAGCAGAUUCGUGCAGUUCAACGUCGACAAUCCUUCCGUGUUGAUUCGAUGCAGUGAAGACGACUUUUGGAAGGCUACCGUUGCUAAAUGCGGCCAGCGGUCAGUCUUUAAUGCACCGUGUGAUUGUCGGGAGUGUUACCGAUCGCAUAACCUUUGUACGUACCUUGUCGUCCGUCCAUCGUCGAAACCGAAGAGUGCCAGGGUCGAGGUCCCCGUUGUCCCCCUUUUCUUCAUGCCGUUCGUAGUUUGCGCCACGCUUGUCAUCGUAUGCUCGUGCUGCGUUUACCUCGUUGUCAUUGGCUUUUCUGUUCCGAUUCCCAAAUUUUUCAGGGACCAAGUUUUCAUCGUAGAGGUCGAGUCGUGGCAUUUGGCGAUUCGGGAUUCGCCAGUUUUGGUCACUGAAACUUUUUAUCGUCUGGCCGGAAUUUUUCCUUAUAUCAUCGCCGCAUACAAAAGCCUACUAGCGGAAAAAGAGGCGCUCCAGUCAUCAUUAGCCGUCCUUAAAGACUCUUGGCGUAAUGAAGAUGAAACAGUACAUGUUUCUACGCUAAAUGCUGACAGCUCGUCGACCUAUAAAGUGGACGACGAAGUCAAGGCCACUCUUAGUGCAUUGUUAAACGUCAUCUGUGAGAAGGAAGAUGCUGCAGCUGUUCGCACUCUAGAGUCGGAAAACAUUGUGUGCCUCCGAAGAUCGUUGCAGAUUCUUGUGGAAGAGAAGAAGCGCCAGGAUGAUGCAUUCAUGGCUGAUCGUAAACAUUUGCUCGCACGAAUCGAGGAAUUGAUGACUGUCGUGAAACAUGACGAGAAAAAGUGUGCUCGUCCUCCAAGCUCGGCAAAGUGUGACUAUGAAUCGGAACGCCAUAUUGAGGCCAUGAAAAACGAAGCCUUGCGCUUGAAGAAUGCCCAGACUCAUUACGAAUGCAAAAUCACCUCGCUCGAAGGCAAAAUAGUCGAUUUGACAGAUACUUUAUCACAGUGUGAAUACGAAAAUGAAAAGUACGCGCAGAUGCUCAACGCGAUGAAGAUUAGUGCAGAUAGUGAGGAUGCUGCUCAGAUCAGCGAAAGUGAAAAAUCAAAUUCUCCAGAAGUCAGGACAGUCAAAGAAGAUAUUAAGAAAAAUCGCUCUGAUGAGGUACCGGAAUUUGAUGCUUUGCAAACGAAUCUGCCUCCAACCUCAGAAGCUCAUUCUGAAUAUUCAAGCCGAUAUUUUCAUCUGCUGGAGGAGUUCGAAAACUUUAAGAUGCGCGCUGCAUCUACCAAUACCAUGGUACGUCUUUAUGAAUUGAUAUGA